Messenger RNA from Culicoides brevitarsis, 1074 nucleotides. RefSeq names its product ras-related protein Rab-35-like. Gene Ontology annotation, cellular component: endosome membrane; plasma membrane. The coding region runs from base 321 to 932 and encodes 203 amino acids. The record is from RefSeq and is a predicted model, not a curated record. Gene Ontology annotation, biological process: endocytic recycling. NCBI's taxonomy places the organism in Eukaryota, Metazoa, Arthropoda, Insecta, Diptera, Ceratopogonidae. The transcript has a single exon. Gene Ontology annotation, molecular function: GTPase activity; GTP binding.
UCAAUACUCGAUUAAAUUGUAUUUUAUAAGCCGCGUAUAUUUUUGCAAAUUUUGUCGGAUUUCGAGCGAUUUAUUAGGCAAUUUUGGAUGCAUUUAGAAGUUAAGAGGACAGACAACGAUGGCAUGUAUCGGGACUGCCUAAAAAAGUGUGUUUAACCGAAAAUAAAGUGCUUAUAAAGUGUAGGAACUGCCCAGUUUUUCGUCCCUUUGUUUUGUUUUUUGUUUCGUGUAGACAUAUUUACGACGAAAUUGCACAAAUAAUUUAUGUAAAAAUAAAAUAAAUUUAUAAGAAAGUGCAGAAAAACAAAUAUUAUUUAGAAAUGGCUCGUGAUUACGAUCAUCUUUUUAAAUUGCUAAUCAUCGGAGACAGUGGAGUCGGAAAGUCAUCCCUCUUACUUAGGUUUAGUGACAAUACAUUCACAGGAACGUACAUUACAACAAUAGGUGUCGACUUUAAAAUUCGAACUGUCGUAAUCGAUGGCGAACGCGUCAAACUACAAAUCUGGGAUACUGCUGGUCAAGAACGUUUCAGAACCAUAACGAAUACAUAUUACCGUGGCACUCACGGCGUAAUUGUUGUGUAUGACGUCACAAAUGGUGACUCGUUCGCCAAUGUGAAACGAUGGUUGCAGGAAAUCGAAUCCAAUUGUGACGUUGUCAAUAAAAUAUUAGUUGGAAACAAGGAUGACGAUCCCGCUCGGAAAGUUGUAAUAACGGAAGAUGCUCAACGUUUUGCCAACCAAAUGGAUAUCCAGUUGUUCGAGACCUCAGCCAAAGAUAAUAAAAAUGUGGAAAAAAUGUUUUAUGCAAUCACGGAGCUGGUGCUGAAACACAAAAAACAGCAACAGAGGCUCCAAAAUGCCAACGACAAGAAUGACGUUGUUCAGUUAGGGAAAGUUAAUAAUAAAAAGAAAGGCAGUAAAUGCUGUUAGAGUACACUAAAUAACAUAAUUUCUGUAUAAUUUUAAAUAUAACUAAACACAGUAAAUACAUUUGUCCAUAACAAGAAGGAUAGUUAUCAUUUUGUUUGUAUAAGAAUAAAAAUAUGUAAUAAAAUUAUUCAUGAAAUAUUAA